Podarcis muralis (Common wall lizard) is the source of this 1731-nucleotide messenger RNA. The record is from RefSeq and is a predicted model, not a curated record. Lineage: Eukaryota; Metazoa; Chordata; Lepidosauria; Squamata; Lacertidae.
UUUCAUGACCAUCUUCUCCUCGGAGUGCUUUUCCAAAGGGAUGGCUUUACUUUGAAGAGAAAGAAGCGCCAACUGGAGCCAGAGAGCAGCUUGUCCUGGGACGGGCGAGGCUUGGGCCAAGCCGGGUGCUGGCGAGAGGAUUUUCUAUCCAGGAGCUUGUCAAGAAAAUGUCAAGAGUGGGCCUUCUUGGGUUGGUGGUCAAGUUCUAACCUAUCGGUACCAUGGCAACAAGUGCUGUUCCAAGUGAAAACCUUCCCAUGUACAAGUUGGUGGUGGUCGGAGAUGGGGGUGUGGGGAAGAGUGCCCUCACCAUUCAGUUUUUCCAGAAGAUCUUUGUGCCAGACUAUGAUCCAACUAUUGAAGACUCUUACCUGAAGCAUACGGAGAUAGAUGGGCAGUGGGCCAUUCUAGAUGUUCUGGACACGGCAGGCCAAGAAGAAUUCAGCGCAAUGAGGGAGCAGUACAUGAGGACGGGGGAUGGAUUCCUCAUAGUCUACUCAGUCACAGAUAAAGCCAGCUUCGAGCAUGUGGACAGGUUCCACCAGCUCAUCCUCCGAGUCAAAGACAGGGAAUCUUUUCCAAUGAUCCUGGUGGCCAACAAAGUAGACUUAAUGCAUUUGCGGAAAAUCACCCGGGAGCAAGGAAAGGAAAUGGCAGCAAAGCACAAUAUUCCAUAUAUAGAAACCAGUGCAAAGGAUCCCCCAUUGAAUGUUGACAAAGCCUUCCAUGAUCUUGUUCGAGUAAUCAGGCAACAGGUCCCAGAGAAAAGUCAGAAGAAGAAGAGGAAGACCAAGUGGCGUGGGGACCGAGCAACCACCUCCCACAAACUGCAGUGUGUGAUUUUGUGACUGUCUCUCCCAUCUUUCUCUCAAUCCAUUCCAACUUGAACCUAAUUUGAAACCCAAAAGGAGGAAGCAGGAGGGAAGAAUCCAGCCUUGAAGCCCUGUGCCACCUAACUGCAACGUAAUGUUUCGAGAACAGCAAUCCUUGCACGGAAGGACUCGACAGGGAGCAGAACCUCAAAGGCAUUUUUGAAGCUCAGCCAAAAGGCUGCUUGACAAACGGCACAGGGUGGUUUUAUAAAAAAAAGGAAAAGGAAGAAAAGAAAGUGCCCCCAAAGCAGGGGGCAAACUACUAGGACUUGGGAGUAUUUGUGAAUAUUCACCAUCUCGGCAAUCUUUUGUUUUGUAAUGGAGACACAGUGUUCUCGGUUAUACUUGCACACAUUUCUGGGCACAGCCCGUUUCUAUACAGUCAUGAAUGAUUCCAUUUUGUACAGUUGUUUGGGGUGGGGGGAGGUGAGUGGCAGUCGGAACUUCCUUGCUCAGCAAGUGUGGAGUAAGGAAGAAAGAGCAGAGGGGUGUGUGUGUGUGUGUGUGUGUGUGUGUGUGUUCUUGCACUGUACACUCCCAGAAGUACUUGGCUAUGCAGCCAAACUGUAGUUUCAUAUGAAAUUGCAUAGAUUUGAAGGGAGAAAAUGAAUUCCAGCUGCUCUGGGGACUCCAGACAUUGUGUCAGAUCCUGGAGGGCAGCCAGCUCUCCGUCUGUAAAAUGCCAGCGAAAGAGGACGGAGGGGUUUGUUUGUUUGUUGUCAUUGUCCUUCUUGUUAAUCCCAGUUUGGGGAGGGGGGCUGUAUUUCUGUUAGCAAACUGCCAUGAGGGGGGGGAAGAGAAAAUCAGUCAUUUUGCUAAUCCUGACAAUAUUUAAAUUAAAACAUUAUUUACAAAAUAA